Messenger RNA from Soboliphyme baturini, 1734 nucleotides. The record is from the annotation of a GenBank genome assembly. Lineage: Eukaryota; Metazoa; Nematoda; Enoplea; Dioctophymatida; Soboliphymatidae.
AUGUUUCAGAACACAGGUACCUGCCGGUUUGGUGAUCGCUGCCGAUUUUCACAUCAACGUCCCUGCGAAUUGCCCGUUUCGGCGACCCGCCGACUUGGUUUCGACGCUUCCAAGGUUAGCGCGGACAGAGCACACGAGUUGCGCGACCGCGAAGUGCAGACGUUGACGAGAUUAUUCCCUCAUAAGAAGGUUGUCGCAGAUUGCACAUUUGAGGUUGAGGUGAAGUCGACAGAUCCAGAUUGGCCAUUCCCCAUAUGCAGUGUUCUAAUGCAUAUCGAGUUCCCAGACGAUUAUCCACUUUCAGCGAUGAAAAUAUUCGUGCCAGAAACAUGCCCCCUGCCAAGGGCACUGCGUAAUUUUAUUAACCAAAGCUGCAAAGACUGGCUGCAAAAAAGAACGAGCAACUGCGGUUCUCGAGGGACUGUGGAACUGUGCCUUCGACCGUUUCUGAAAUGGUUCCAGCGAGAAAUGUUGAACAUGUUCAUUGCGGGGUUGCGACGGGAACGUUUAAUCUGUAAUGCGAAAGCUCAAGGAAUUACCUGCGUCAUCCCGGGUAGCUUAAAAAAACCCUCUGGAGAGAACUCUCGGAAUGACUCUAUCGACGAUCGUUCGGCAGAUCCGGCAGAAAGUACGAAGCUUGAUAAAGGAAAAAGUGGCAAUCAGUCGUUUUCUCCGAUCGCUGUAGUUGACGAGAAUUUAGAAAUACGUGAAUCUACAGGUAACUCUGACAGCCAAGGUACUUCCCGGCCGCAGUGUUCUGUGUUUUCUGAUGAUUCAAGUCCGUCACUGCCCGAAAUUGAAAGCGAUAAACAGUCAGUGUCAGCUUCCGAUGUAGCAAACCAGAUGAAGCUCUCGGCUGAUCAGCUGGAAGUUCGAUUUGCCGAACUUGAUACCAGCGAAUCGUUCGGCACAAUGACUGCACAGAAACUGUGCUUCGUGUUUCAGUGCACUCAUUGCAAGACGAAGCUUGAGUGCCUGCUUGCGGACGGUGUGCAGUUUUCAACCACGUGUCAGAAGUGCCAUACAGAGGUUUUGGCGCGUUUCUGCGCUUGUUGCAUUCACAGGCACUCCUUUUUGUUGGGAUACGUCGCCAUUUCAGGGCUGGCCAUUUUUGACCUCGUUCUGCCAAAUUCAUCAUUCAAACUGUCGUGUUUUGAAUGUGGUGAUGAACAGCGAGUUACGGGUUUUAAUGUGAACCACCCAGAAUCGCGCUGGUGCUCGCGAUGUCAUGCAAAAAUUAAUAUUCAGCUUGCGUGUCUGAAGUUUAAACACGCAAACAAAGCUAUAGACUUGGAAAGGAAACCUGGAGAAAAAUCGAAAGUUAAACAACGAACUGAACAAAUUAUUGUUAAAGAAGAGGGAAAGCCUUUGCCAGAUUUCGGUACCUGUUCACAUUACAAGAAAAGCUUUCGGUGGUUCAGAUUUCCGUGUUGCAAGAAAAUCUAUCCAUGUGAUUUAUGUCACGAAAAGAAUGAGGACCACGAAAUGACGCUCGCUAACCGUGUCAUUUGUGGCUUCUGUUCGAAGGAGCAGGCCUAUGGCGUCGGAAAGGCAUGCACAUUCUGCGGUGGCAGCUUUACGAAGAUGAACACUGAGCACUGGGAGGGUGGUCGUGGUUGUCGAAAUCACGCCACAAUGAGCGCGAAAGACAAGCAGAAGUUUGCGGGAAUGAGUAAAACAGUCUCAAGGCGGGCGCAGAAUCAGAAUCAGAUAAAGAAAUCGCACAAAGCUUGA